AUGACCUAUCGACGGGAUUCAGACAUUUACGACGUCCGCACUUAUGGCGCAAUUCAACGACGGACCAACGCCCUUCCCCCACCGACCAGCAUGCCCGGAAGACUUGGCCCGGAAGUCCUUCCGCCUGAUCCGGCUUCCAUGAUGAUGCCCAACAACAACAAAUCAAUCAGCAGUCGACACUUUCUGCUGGCCAAAAAGACGAAAAUGGUCGCCUGGUUCGUCUCCCAUUGCCGCACUGACAGUCUCAGAGAAAAAUAUUUCGAACUGGUGAGCCAACACGUCCCAAUCGACACGUACGGCAGUUGCGGAUCGCUCACCUACAAGUUCUACGUGGCGGCCGAGAAUGCAAUUUGUCCCGAUUACGUCACAGAGAAAUUCUAUCGAGCCAUGGCGGCCGACAUUGUCCCCAUCGUCUACGGAGGCGCCGAUUACUCCGCAUACGCCCCACCCAUGUCUUACAUAGACGCGGGAGAUUUCAAAUCGCCAAAAGCCCUGGCCGAUUAUUUAAAACUGCUGGACGAGAAUGACGGCCUCUACCUGAAAUAUUUCAACUGGAAACAAAAUUACGAAGUGGUGAGAAGGCCAGUCAGUGGCUGGUGCGAACUUUGCGAGAAACUCAACGAUCCUCAACAGAAACCCAAAGUCUACGAAGAUAUAACUGACUGGUGGUAUCAUAAAGAUAUUGCCUGUCUCUCCGGAUAUGAUUACCUUGACAAUUUACUGCAACAAAAUAUGACAACGUUCUGA
Daphnia pulex (common water flea) is the source of this 747-nucleotide messenger RNA. Its product is annotated as alpha-(1,3)-fucosyltransferase C-like. The record is from RefSeq and is a predicted model, not a curated record. Lineage: Eukaryota; Metazoa; Arthropoda; Branchiopoda; Diplostraca; Daphniidae. The transcript is spliced from 2 exons. The coding region runs from base 1 to 747 and encodes 248 amino acids. Gene Ontology annotation, molecular function: alpha-(1->3)-fucosyltransferase activity. Gene Ontology annotation, cellular component: membrane.